This is a messenger RNA of Maudiozyma barnettii, 1416 nucleotides long. It is a transcript of the gene ECM14, whose product is annotated as putative metallocarboxypeptidase. Gene Ontology annotation, biological process: proteolysis. Gene Ontology annotation, molecular function: metallocarboxypeptidase activity; zinc ion binding. The record is from RefSeq and is a predicted model, not a curated record. The coding region runs from base 1 to 1416 and encodes 471 amino acids. The transcript has a single exon. NCBI's taxonomy places the organism in Eukaryota, Fungi, Ascomycota, Saccharomycetes, Saccharomycetales, Saccharomycetaceae.
AUGUGGACUUUACAACUUAAAUCAAUUAUAUUAAGUUGUUUGGUGGUUUUACCAUCGAUUUGUCAUGCUAAUGAUAACAGUCAAGCUGAUAUAAUAGAUAAAAUUUCAUCACAGAAAGAUUAUUCUGAUGAACAAGUGUAUAGAAUCUAUUCUGAUAACACUACAGAACUAUUGCGUGAUAUAAUUCUUCCUAUAGUGAAGGAAUCCCAAUAUGAUAUAUGGUUAAGAAAUUCGAAAUAUGUGGAUAUUCAACUUCAUAAAGAAGAUAUGGUUAAAAUAGUUGAUUUUCAGCAAGGUAUAUUGGAUUAUGAAGUUUUUGUAGAAGAUAUAAAUGAGAAGAUUGAACAGACGAUGCCCUCAGAGAAUGAGAAUGAGAACAACAAUGAUAUAUUGGGGAAUUUACGCCUUAAUGAUAAUGACCAAAUAGGCUUUAGUACAGAUGAUCAUAUUUCGGAGAUUUUAGGAGAUAUUUUUUUCAAUGAAUAUAGAAAUUUGAAUACCAUUGAAAUAUGGUUGAAAUUAUUACAAGAGACGUUCCCAGAUUUUGUUAAAUUAGAAGAAAUUGGUACUACGCCACAAGGGCAUUCCUUGAAUGUUGUUCAUAUUAGUGCGCAUAAUUAUAUUGAUAAUCCAGAUAAGAAGACAAUCAUCAUUACAGGUGGGCUCCAUGCAAGGGAAUGGAUUAGUAUAAGUACGGCAUGUUAUACAAUGUAUGAGUUGUUAUUAAAUUAUGGGAAGGAUAAGAAAGCAACCAAAUAUUUAGACUCCUUAGAUUUUAUAUUUGUUCCUGUUUUCAAUCCUGAUGGAUAUGAUUAUUCAUGGACCACAGAUCGUCUAUGGAGGAAAAACAGACAAGCAACGUCGAUUGAGAGUUGUCCCGGUCUUGAUAUUGAUAGAUCGUUUGGAUUCCAAUGGGCCAAGUCUCAUGAAUUCCCAUGUAGUGAAAGUUAUAAUGGAGAAGUACCAUUUGAAGCGCAAGAAGCACAAUAUUGGGAUAUAUAUUUAAGAGAAAUCAAGAAAGAUUAUAAAAUAUUUGGAUAUUUAGAUUUGCAUUCGUAUUCUGAAGAAAUUUUAUAUCCAUAUGGAUAUUCGUGUGAUGCGUUACCCCGUGAUAUAGAGAAUCUUUUGGAAUUAGCAUUUGGACUAGCAAAAGCCAUUAGAUUAACCACCAAGAAAAAUUAUGAUGUGAUUGCAGCAUGUAAAGAUAGUGGCUCUGAUUUGACACCGGGGAUUGGAGGUGGUACAGCAUUGGAUUAUAUGUAUCAUAAUAGAGCCCGGUGGGCAUUACAAUUGAAAUUAAGAGAUUCGGGAAAUCAUGGGUUUUUGUUACCAUCUAAGUAUAUUAAACCUGUUGGUAGAGAAACGUACGCAUCAUUAAUGUAUUUUUGCGGAUUUAUAUUAAAUCCUGAAAUUUAA